Molecule: messenger RNA, 312 nt
Organism: Colletotrichum truncatum
Lineage: Eukaryota; Fungi; Ascomycota; Sordariomycetes; Glomerellales; Glomerellaceae
Source: RefSeq, a predicted model, not a curated record
AUGGCGGAUGCUGCGGGUCGUCUGAAACGGAUUCGGACGGUCCGUAAGAUGGUUCGGGAGCGGCAGACCGAAGUUUUUGAGCGUGGUAUGCAGGAGGUUGACAGGGAGGAUAGCGUCCUGGCGGACGACGAAGUCCUACCUGCCUUGGAUGCUUACGAGAGGUUCGUCGUUAGUAACCUCCAGGCAGUGGGUCUCGGGAAUGAUCCUCCUUGGUCCCUUUUUGGUUUUGGUGACGAGUUUGUGGGUUUGGGUCCUCUGGUAGAUAGCGCGGGUGCGGGGAGUGUUAGAGGUUCCUCGGCUACUCAGGGCUAG